Molecule: messenger RNA, 5346 nt
Organism: Oreochromis aureus
Lineage: Eukaryota; Metazoa; Chordata; Actinopteri; Cichliformes; Cichlidae
Gene: slc16a13
Product: solute carrier family 16 member 13
Exons: 7
Coding region: 1057-2580 (507 amino acids)
Biological process (GO): monocarboxylic acid transport; transmembrane transport
Molecular function (GO): monocarboxylic acid transmembrane transporter activity
Source: RefSeq, a predicted model, not a curated record
CACGUUAUUAAUGACCUCACUUGAGACCUCUGACAUGCGCUUGAAACACAUUUUCAAAUAGUUUAGCUGGAAAACAUGAAAAACUAGUAUUUUUGUGUCGCCUCGGACAGCCAGUGCGCACGCGCCGAAUGCGUCGACGUCAAGUGCAUGUGAUAAUGAUUGGGGAGAAGGCACGUGCACAGUAUCUACCGCGCGGUCGUCCACCUGUUCGAGCGUAGCUGACAAAACAUUUAGCUUCAUACGUUGGAAGUUUGCGUGAAAUUUAUUUCCGAGUCUGUGAAUCAGCCUUUAAAAUAACCAGUUAGUGAUAGUCACCACAGGCAACUCGGACAGACAUGGACUUUUUUCUGUCUUUCCUUAUAGGAAAUAAAACCAGCUUCAUUACAGCGAGCUGGUGGGGUUAUCUGCAUUAACAGAACCCUCUUAUAAGCUGCUGACAACUUUGUAGGCUGUAGGAAACAAAUGGUGGACACAGCAGUUGGUCCUGUUUAUGGUCUGCUGUCCUCCUGGUAUCUAACCCUGCCGGACUGCUUCUUCUUCUGCAGGAUGACUGCUCCCCAAGGUUACCUGCUUCAAAAGUGUCUCAGGUGCCUAAAGACAGACCGUGAUGAGGAACAUAGAAGCUCAAGCUCCCGCAUGAAGUGCCUGAAAUCAAAAAAUCCUAUGAGUGGAACAAAGGGCUUAAAGGACAGCACAGAGGCUCUUAUCGUGUCAGCACAAGUGUCCCUAAACACCAAAUCCACAGUGGGAGAAGUCUGCCACAGCCGACAGGGCCCAAGCUGCAGACUGCCACAGUGGGAGAAGCCACUAAAGCUGGUUGAGAACAGCAGGGCUCCUGUGGGACUGCCAGUUCCAGGCAGACGAGCAGCUGCCGGUAAACCAUAUAACCAUAGCGGUGUGUGACAAGGAACAGAAAACCACAGUUGUGAUAGCCUGGCAAUCCCCAGUGGACGGCAACAUCAAGAAGAAAGGGCACAUAAAACAAAGAAGUACCAGGGGCUGAAGAAACAGCUGGAGCUGAUGUGAAAGCUAAAGUUGAAAGUGGUCCCAGUGAUAAUGGGAGCAUUAGGAGCUGUAACCCAGAGUUGCAGCAGAUUCCAGGAACAACAUCUCGACGUCAGAGCUCCAUGUGGAAGAGUGCAGUCUUGGGAUAACUCUCCUCUGGAAAUGACCAACAUAAAGUCCAAAUCGCAGAGCCGGAGCGAUGACGCCGAGGGCCCGGAUGGAGGCUGGGGCUGGGUGCUGGUUGUCGCCAUGUUUGUCAGCUCGAGCCUCGUGUUCGGCCUGAUGCGGAGCCUGGGGAUCUUCUUUGUGGAGUUCGUUCAGUACUUCGAGGAGAGCGCCCAGGCCAUCUCCUGGAUCUCGUCCACUGGCCUGGCAGCUCAGCAGUUCUUCAGUCCACUGGCCGCUGCACUGUGUAAUGCUUACAAUCCCAGAGUGGUGGUGAUGACGGGAGGCUUUCUGGCCGGGCUCGGCCUCACACUUGCCUCGCAGUCCACCUGUCUCGUACACCUCUACCUCACGAUGGGAGUAAUUUCAGGUUUUGGAUGGGGGAUGGUCUUCACUCCCAUGGUGGCCACAGUCAUGGCUAAUUUCACUCGCCGGCGUGCCCUGGCUCUGGGACUGGGGUUCUCCAGCAUCGGCCUCUCCUCCUUCGCUUUCAACCCGCUCUUUCAGCUGCUGGUGGAGACGUACGCCUGGCGAGGGGCCCUGCUGAUCCUUGGGGGUCUCAGCCUCAACAUUGUACCCUGCGGGGCGCUGAUCCGUCCGCAGCGGCGCUCUAAAGCACCGGCAAAGGUGGAUUCAGAGACAAAGUCAUGUGCGUCCAUACUGCGGCGCAUCGCUUCUUACCUGGAGCUGUCCCUGCUCACCGAGAGGCCCUAUCUCACCUACACUUUGGGCGUUACUCUGUUUAACGUCGGCUACUUCGUGCCUUACUUCCACCUGGUGGCCCACAGUCGCCAAGUUGGCUUCUCAGAGUACCAAGCUGCCUUCGUUAUGUCAGCUGCAGGUGCUUCGGAUAUUUUGGGGCGCAUAGUGUCGGGCUGGUUCUCCGACCUGGGCCACUUUCGGGUUGUUCAUUUACUGACCUUGUGGACAGGCCUAGCAGGAGUGUUUAUCAUGCUGCUGCCGGUGAGCUCCAUGUCUGGCUCUUACACCGCUCUGAUGGUGAUCAGCCUGCUUUAUGGCUUCUGCUCUGGGGCUUUGACCUCUGUGGUUUUUGCGGUGUUGCCCAUGAUUGUGGGCGUGGAGCGCACGAUGGGGGCACUCGGACUGCUGCAGCUCAUCGAGAGUGGUGCGGGACUUCUGGGGACUCCUUUGUCAGGAUUCCUGAAGGACGUCACAGGAAACUACAUCGCCUCCUUCAUGGUGGCCGGCUCCUUCCUCCUCCUCGGUAUGCUGACCAUGACCACCCUGCCUCGCUUUUUCUCCUGUACUGAUCCAGCGCCUCCUCAAAGACGUUCCCUCGAUGCCAAAGAGAAAGUUUUGGAUUUAGAGCUGGAGCAGAUGAAUAGUUCGCCCUCUGACAAAAAACACACAGUGGAGUCGAAUGAUCUAGAAAACUCAAAACUCUGUUAGUAGAUAGAGCCUUGCACAUUCUGAGCACACAAUCAAAAUGCAUCCUGUUGCACACCUCCCUGAGCAACGAUGUAUUCAUGUCAUACCUCAGAGACUCAGUGAAAGCUGAAGCUUCCUGUGAAACUCGUAGCAGCUGUAAGGGAGCAGCAAGCUCCUCGCUCUGUUACAAAUAUGAGCCUCGGUUUAACGCUGGAGCCACAACCUUCUGCCUUAAAGGAAACUGGACAUGUUUUUUUAAUAAUUCACGUGACUGUUUUUACAUGCAAAGUGAGGUGCUGUUUUUUAAUUAAUCAAUUUUUAUUAUUAUUUUCUUUUGUUCAUGUGAACAUGAAAUACGAGUCUGAUUCUUCUGCCGAAGACUGGCCAGCAUCUUUUAUAUUUGCACAGCUCGAAAAUUAAGCAAAUGCUUAAUCAUCACAAACUCAGUUAAAAUUCAGGAACGUCGGUCUGUGCUGUCAAGAAGCAUAAACCACUGAGUCCAUUUCACCUGCUUUGAUACAAAUGAAAUCAUGCUCUCAUUUUCCCUCCUGACCGAUUUUUUUUGCUAGUGUCAUUGUUGGUAGAACGAGUGAGCACCUGCAGCCAGUUCAGCUUCCACAGGAGGUUUGCAGAGUCCCCCAGCACAGUCUGAAGGGAGAUACCAGGAGACAGGCUGUUACUUGAGGAGAGCUGAAGGCGAGCACUGCCAGAGCUACAAAAAUGACCUAAUUUAUGACAAGGAAAUAAGCAAAAGGCAACACUAGAGAAAAGUCAGGAGGGAAAGAGCAGUGGUCCUUUUUGUAUGGGGUUGUUUCCUCUGCAGUGCAUCUGUCAUCACUUUGAUUUGUAUUAGAGCAGGUGAAAUGAUUCAGUGGUUUCUCCUUCCUCUCUGGACAAAUGGAUAGAACUGAACUUUACCUGAAUUUGUGUUAUACACCAGGUCGCGUGUUCCCCUCAUUUAUUUUUUUGUGGCGAUACUCUCCAAAAAGUGAGUCACUUUUAUUUUAAUUUACUUUUACUCCUGCUGUUUGUGCUCUGUGUGUGCGCGCCAUCAUUGCAUACACACUUUUACUAGCUUGGCAUGGCUGGACUAAUGUGUGAAACAUUAGCUCUCAGACCUGAUCUGCACGUGACAGUGUUUUAAUUCAGAGAAACCCAGUAAAUUGAAUUUAACACCAGUGGUACACUGGUUUUGGUCCAGUUGCUGACAGGUCCUGUCAAAGCUUUUUCAAGGUUAUUAUUCUUAAUACUAAACCUAUGCAUGGCAAAAACUUGCAUCACCUCAGUCUGAGAAGCAGCCUCCACAUUAAGGCUGAAGUCUAAAAUUAUUCUGAAACUGAUUAAAAAAAACCUAAACUAACACUUUUUAAACAAGAAAUUAAACAAAAUAAAUUUCAGUUCAUUGAAAACGAUAUAAAAGAAAAUCAAGUAAAACUAAUGGUAAGUAAAACUCUACAAUACAUGUGUGUUUUGGACUUUUCAUAUUCUUAACCCUGUCAUGCCAAGUGUAUCACACAUGAGCUGAUGUAUGAGUUUUUAUGAGUAACAAUUCUAUGUUGUCGUCAUCAUCAAAAGCUGUUGCACAGUACAUUUUUAAGCUAUAAGAUGCAAAAAUUCCCAAAUGUAGCAACUAUAGUACAAAUUUUGUAUUUAAUUAAUUAAAGCUUUUUGUAAGGUUCAAUACCGGUAAGCUCUCGAUUUCCAAAAAAUAUGAUUUUCUAGCAAUUAUUUUGUGGUUCGAGCAUUAAAGGGUCAGAUUUUUAAAGUUCUUAGGACAUGCGAUAUCUCACAAUCAUAUGAGCCUCUGCUGGCUCAAAGAUGGCAUGGAUGGAGGUAAACCACAGUGCCAGCUGGUCUGGUUAAAAAAACGUGUAUUUUAGAUGUUCACUGGAUUAUGACGCUUCAAAUUUAAAGGCGUGUUAAACACACAUACACGCUCCAAAAUUAGGAGAACAAAUUUAACGACUGCAGUGGCUGUCUUUUCAGGUCGGCGCUGAUGAUGAUUUACUGCUGCCUGCAAAUGCCUGAUAUAUGGUUGUAAUCUGUUGAAGCGGAUGUUUGGAUAUAAAAACUGCAGCAUGUCCUCGCUGUUAACACUGAUUUAUUAUGAGCUCGGCUAAGUGAGCUGCUGGUGUCGACUCUGAGCCUCAGGAAUUCCUCUUCCCACCGCUGCGUUUUGUUGCACAGCAGGAACACAAGACUGUGUUUUCUCAGUUGCAUUUUCCUGAUGACGCCGUCACUUUUUUUUUCCUCGAGCACUUUGUACUUCUGCUGACCGUAAACUAGAGCAGUCUUUGUAAACCAGACAUGUUUGGUUUGGAGAGCAGCUGGAUGGUUGCCGUGUUUGAAAGAAGAGCAUGACUGGAUCACUGUGACCUGCUGAUCAUUAGCACACUUACUUUAAAGGUGUUGCAAUCCAAAAAGCAGGUGGUCUGUGCUGAACAGCUUCUUCUUAGUGUGUUCUUCCUUAAGUCUGUGACUCUGGAGUAAAUUUACCUUGUCAGUUACCUGCAAACUGUCAGGGAUUGUCUUUUUUAUUAUUAUUUUUAAAGCAAACGUGUAUUUUCUUUCAGUUUAUUUCAGUCUUUUCCUUACCAGACAGAUCUUCACAGAGAUUUUCAUCUAAAACGGCUGCAGGAUGAUGGCGCCCUCUGCUGGGCUUUUGACAGAGAUACAAACCGUAUUAAACUUCUUUAAAGGGACCCUCUUAUGCUUUUCUUUAUUUUCUCUCAUAUACUGUCACAAUGUUGUGUGCUUAUAUUAAAGAUGGCUGCGUACUCGCUGCUA